GCGGCAGGCCCACCUUCCGUCCGCGAAAGCGAGCGAUGAGGUCUUGAUUCAUCUCGAGUCAUAACUAUUUCUCUCGCCUUGUCUAUCGACCCUAUCGCCGUACCCGUUGGUCCUCCUUUUGAGUACAGCUAUUGCGAAGGAUCAGCGCUUGGACCGCAUACUGAACUUAACCGAAAGCCGUUGUCGUGUGCGCGUGACUUGCGUUUCGCUUCUCCUCUUCCAUCAUGAGCCAUCCCAUACCUCAUAAUGAUGACAGCGACGAUAUAAUGCUCAGACCGAGGCCUAAGGAUCGAACAUUCGAGCUGGCUUCGCCGCCGUCAACAGCACCAUCAAGCCCUCCGCCGGAGAAACAGUCGUUCUCCAACCUGCAAACACCUGGCGGCAUGGCAGAUGGCAGUACGACACCCGCGCGAACGCGGAGUAUACUGAACCUCACAAGCUCGACACUCUUCGGCAUCUAUCAACCGACCGGCUAUGCUAUGGACAGAGAAGAGCCAAGCACUCCCUGGGGUACCGGCGCAGAAACACCGGUCGAAGGCCGAGAUGGAUCCUUCGACUUGGCGAGGUCGAGUCUGGCUUCAUUGAACAACCAGAAAGGACCAGAUGGCAACUUCACGAGACGAAGAAGUACAAUGACGCCGGUGCAUCAUGCCCCGAGGAGAGGCUUUCGAGGCCUGGUACUGCCAGCAGCGGUCCGAAUGUUGGCUAUGGCGUCCGUCGGUGUAAUGUACGGCCUAUUGAUCAGCCAUCUGCACGAUCGACAAGGCAUUGCGCCCGUAAAGCUCGAAGGCGUCAAUCGGCAGAGUUGGACGUACCUGUCUCUGUGGGCCUGCCUUGGUGUGACGCUGAGCGAGGCGCUACCACGACUCGACAAGCUGUGGACGCCACACGAGGACGAGGAUCUCGAAGAGAAGGAACGGCCUCAGCGACGCGGGCAUGGCUCGGGUGACUGGUUCGAUGUCGUCCGCGCAAUCGGCAUCUUCGUCGGCAUCGCCUUUGCUAUCCGUCGGUUACCGUGGCAGUCAACGAUGCAGCUUGCGCUCACGCUUGCGAUAGCCAAUCCAGCAUUGUGGUACUUGAUCGAUCGCACGCCUGCUGGGUUCACACUGUCGACAUUGGUCUCAGUAAGCGGCACUGCGAUUAUACUCAGCGUCAACCCAGCACUCGUACCUUCUCCGUCAGCCGCACAAGUGCUGCAGAGUCAGACGAACAAGCAGGCCAAUGGUGCGAACGCAGUCUUGGGGCAGGGUUUAGUGUUGGGAUUGUUCAGCCAAGAGUCGGUCAGCGUUGCAACGUGGAUCGCAAGCGUCUUGUUUGUAAGCUCGGUGUGUUUUGGCAAUAUCGGCAGAAGGCUCGUACCACGGGAUAGGUAAGACUGAUAGCUCGCGUACGCAUUCUCCAUCACCAUCCAUGUACAUCGGCCUAUGAAUGUCAACAACGAAGUCGCUGG
This is a messenger RNA of Baudoinia panamericana UAMH 10762, 1450 nucleotides long. RefSeq lists its product as uncharacterized. Gene Ontology annotation, cellular component: endoplasmic reticulum. The transcript has a single exon. The coding region runs from base 225 to 1373 and encodes 382 amino acids. Gene Ontology annotation, biological process: sterol biosynthetic process. Lineage: Eukaryota; Fungi; Ascomycota; Dothideomycetes; Mycosphaerellales; Teratosphaeriaceae. The record is from RefSeq and is a predicted model, not a curated record.